CAGCAGCAGCAGCAGCAUCUGGACAAGCCUCGGUCAGCUGUCUGCACAUCACUGGACCGUCACAUACUUCAGUUACAGUGUAUCGGGUGUCAAAACAGGCUGAAGUUACAGUGCCUGCUUUGAUAUACUCACUCAUUAUGGAGUAAUGAAUGAACUCAGAAAUGGAUGCUUCUCAUCUUGAAUCUCCAUUAUUGUCCCAAGCUUCUCCUAUCCCUACAGCUCUCUCUGCAUCAGGACACACCAUUUGUCCAAUGUCCUCGUCAUUAUCAAGACCUAGCCCCUCCCUUUCAACAAUGACUCCGCCCACACCCCUUGCCUUUCAGACAGGUCGCUCACAGCUGAAUUCAGCCAGUAAUUCCCAUACUGACUUUCCAGGACAAUCAUCAUCGUCUCCACAGGGUGAAAUCCCAGAGAAGCUGAGCAUUGACGAGCUUAAAAAGAGGGCUAAGAAUGGAGAUGCCAAAGCACAGACAGAGAUUGGUAGGUAUUACCUGAGACUAGCUGAACAAGAAGAUGAGGAGGUGAAUUGCGUUACCGCGGUUACAUGUCUGCUCCAGGCGGCAAAGAAUGGCCGAAAAGAUGCAGUGAAACUUCUUCAACACUGCCUGCAUGAGAGGAGAGGUAUCACAGCUGAAAAUAGAGAGGAAGUGCGUUCACUAGCAUGCGAAUCUCGUUUCGAACGCAGUGUCAGGAAAGCAGCUCUGCUCAUGUACUGGAAACUUAAUCCAGAGAGGAAGAAAAAGAUCACUGCCUCUGAACUACUGGAAAACAUGAGCCAUCUCAACACUGAGACAGAUGGCGCUCCCAUCAGCCCUCUCUCCAGCCCAGCACAAAAACAAAGGAAAGUUUUGGAGAGUCUGGUAUCAAGAGAUGGGACUGAUUACGUAGAUCUAGAGGAGUUUAUUGAGAAUGCGAAGCAAUAUGCUCAGGGUAUCUCACCAACACCUGCCAUGGAAGGAGUAUCAGUUGAUGAUGAUGAUGAUGAUGACGAAGAGCCAGUGAAGAACCCAGACGAACUGCCUUUGCAUCAAAAGGUGUUGAAGUUUCCCCUUCAUGCUGUGUUGGAAGUGAAAGAGGUGCUGAUUGACUGGGCGUCUCGUGCAGGAAUGCAGUGGAUUAGCGCCCUUAUUCCCACACAUCACGUCAAUACUCUUAUCUUCUUCUUCAUCAUCUCCAAUCUUACUCUGGAGUUCUUUGUCCUUGUCAUUCCCCUCAUCAUAUUCUACCUCUGCUUUGUGUCAAUGGUCAUCUGUACGCUCCGAGUAUUCCAGAACAGCAAGGCUUGGGAGAACUUUCGUGCACUAACAUCCAUGCUUGCUCAUUUCGAACCGAGCAUUGACCUCGAGCAGGCCGAGUCUAACUUCACUUGGAACCAUCUGGAGCCAUACCUCUAUUUCCUCCUCUCCAUGCUAUUUCUAAUACUUUCAUUUCCUCUUGCUGACGAAUCCUGGCUGCCAUGUUCGGAACUGGCUACCGUUGCAUUUUUUUUCACCGUAAGCAGCUACUUAAGUUUGCGACCAGCAGCACAGCAACAUGCCAAUCUCGCUCUGCUCGUGCAAGUUGCCUCCGCUAUUUGUAUGCUCAUUAAUCAUUUGCUGGGUGGCUGGAUAGGUUGUAUAGUGGGUGGUUCUUGGUUUAGCAUACACCUUAGUGACCUGUUGGUACUGAACAUGGGUGUGCCUUGUAUUUUGUACCUCUACCUCCUAUACCUUUGUACUCGUAUGGCCUCUACAGGGGGGACACGUGGCACUUACUGCGUGCUGCUCCCUUACUUAGUAUGCUUCAUCUGGUGUGAGCUAACCAUCACACUAAUUCAAGAGUCCACAGCAUUGGGACUAAUGCGCACCGCUGUGGGCUACCUCCUUUUUUUCUUUGCUUUACCCGUGCUGUCACUGGCUCUUGCCGCUGUAAUGCUGGUGCAAUUAGUGCAGUGGUUCCUUGCUCUGGAACUGGCCAAAAUGGCUUUAACUGUGUGCGUUUGCAUGCUGCCCGUCCUCCUGCGCUGGUGGACACGUUUUAGCGUGUCGCCACUAGCGGUGUUGCGCUCUUUGCAUCGUAGCAGCGUGGUCAAGUUGAUCCUCGUUUGGAUUUCAGCCCUGGUGCUUUUCAGCUGGUUUUAUGUGUACCGUUCAGAGGGAAUGAAGAUAUACAACUCAACUCUGACUUGGCACCAGUACAGCGACCUCUGCGGCCCUCGUGCCUGGAAGGAGCGUAACAUGGCACACACCCAGAUACUCUGCAGCCACUUGGAGGGUCACCGCGUUACGUGGGAGGGCCGGUUUAAGUAUGUUCGUGUCACUGAGAUUGAGAAUGGUGCACAAACUAUUAUUAAUCUCCUACCGGUCUUUAUAGCGGACUGGGCUCGCUGUCUAUAUGGAGAGGAGUAUCCUGCCUGUAACACAAGCUUGCCAGGGCCCACAGAGACACUAUGCCAGCUCAAGACACUCGCAAAUCAUAAGUGCCAUGUAGAACGUUUCGACCACUACAAGUUUGAAGUGACUAUGGGGAUGCCGCAGGAGAAGAAGGGGCGAAACGGAGGGCAAGAUAUUGACGAUGCAACCAAAGAUAUUGUGCUCCGGGCUAGCAAUGAAUUCCGUGGCGUUUUGCUGGAACUUAGCUCAGGCAGUGUGGUGGAGUUUAGUACGGUACUUGAAGGCAGACUGGGCAGCAAAUGGCCAGUGUUUGAGCUCAAAGCGCUACACUGCAAGACAUGCGCCUCACCACUUGUACCAAUACGAAGACAGGUCAAGAUCGAGCAGGACUGGAGAGUUAAUGCUAGAAAUGCCUUUGCGUUUGCCUUCAAUUUCUUGUUUCACCCCCUACUUUCGGUUGAAGUGGAUGUUGAUGUAGCUACUACAGAAGUGUCUGUAUGAAGCUAGUUAUCCGAUUAACCAAGUUCAUCCUUGGCAUACACUGCAGUAUUAAACUAAAUCCCAAGUGCUGGGAGACUGUCGAGAUUUUGUCAAGUGCUUUUAAUGAAAGCGCUUUCAAAAAAGGCAUUUUCAUCUUGUUUUGUGUGUUGCAUGAAAGCCAAUAAAUAAGCAAGACUGUCCUUCAGUAGCUGCUAUGAGAUCACUACAAUCCCUGAACAACACUGAUUCAACAGUUUUCAAUAUGAAUCACAUCUAUAUCAUGGGGAAAUUCACAAUCAUAUGCCUUAGUUAUAUGCCAUUUGAUAUGGACUAACUGACUUGUAUACAAUGAAGAAGCUCCCUCUUUUGUUACAUUUACAUUUAUGCAUUUGGCAGACGCUUUUAUCCAAAGUGACUUACAGUGCACUUAUUACAGGGACAAUCCCCCUGGAGCAAUCUGGAGUUAAGUGCCUUGCUCAAGGACACAAUGGUGGUGGCUGUGGGGAUGCAACCAGAAACCUUCUGAUUAACAGUUAUGUGCUUUAGCCCACUACGCCACCACCUUUUAUUCAGCUGAUAUUUAUUAUUACUGUAUAUCUAAUUUAGUUAAUAACAAAAUGGCAUUAGAUUGUCUUGUUUUUCAGAGAAGUCUAACAAACUUGUGUGCACUUUCUACUUUAACACUAUAAAUCUGCCAGUGGGAUAUGAAAAAUAAACAUGUUAUUUCUUUGUAUUAAAUAAAUUUUUCUUACCCCAAUGGCAAAUAGUAAAACCAAUUUUUUUGUUAGAUUUCUGUGUAAACAAGCCUUGGGGAUAGUUCACCCAAAAAUGAAAAUUAUCUCAUCAUUUACUCACCCUCAAGACAUCCCAGAUCUGCUUGAAUUUCUUUCUUCUGCUGAACACAAACAAAGAUUUAUAGAAGAAUAUCUCAAGUCCAUACAAUGCAAGUGAAUGGUACCACAAUUUUGAAGUUCCAAAAUGAAUAUAAAGGCAGCAUAAAAUAAAUCCAGAAGACUACAGUGGUUAAAUCUAUAUCUUCAGAAGCAAUUUGAUAGCUGUGUAAGAAACAGUUCAAUAUUUAAGUUCUUUUUUUUACUAUAAAUUAUCCUCACUGCCUAGUAGGUGGUGAUAUGCACAAAUAAUGCAAAUCUGCAAAAACAAAUGAAGAAGAAAGUGAAAGUGGAGAUUAAUAGUAAAAAAAGUACAUUUAGAUUUUUUCCUAUCUACCAUAUAGCUUCUGAAGAUAUGGGUUAUAUCACUUGAGUCUUAUAGAUUGCCUUUAUGUCCUUUUGGAGCUUCAAAAUGUUGGUACCCAUUCACUUGCAUUGUCAGGACCUACAGGGCUGAAAUAUUCUUCUAAAAAAUCUUUGUUUGUGUUCAGCAGAAGAAAUAAAGUCAUACAUAUGAUGGCAUGAGUGUGAGUAAAUGAUGAGAAUAUUUUUAUUUUUAGGUGAACUAUACCUUUAAUAUCUUGUUAUUUUGCUUGUCAAGUAAAUUUGACUUGUUUUAAGGACGUUUAGAUAUUUUUACUGGAAAACAUGACAAAAAUACUGAUUUAGAAUAUGAUUUUUUUGCAGAGUGUCUGUUUUUGACUUAGAUUAGCAACAGUGUAUUUUUGAAGAUGUACUGUAACUGUGCAUUAUUUUCAUAAUUUAAGGCAUAUAUAGAACAAAAAUGAAAAUUAUUAGAUUUUUCUGUGAAAAUGCUGUAUGAUAGAUUUCUUUGACAAGUCUACAGAUCUCCUUUUAUACAUACAAAUAAAAGGUU
Messenger RNA from Xyrauchen texanus (razorback sucker), 4619 nucleotides. RefSeq names its product wolframin-like. Gene Ontology annotation, cellular component: endoplasmic reticulum; endoplasmic reticulum membrane. Gene Ontology annotation, molecular function: protein binding. The transcript has 8 exons. Gene Ontology annotation, biological process: endoplasmic reticulum unfolded protein response; calcium ion homeostasis. The coding region runs from base 150 to 2873 and encodes 907 amino acids. NCBI's taxonomy places the organism in Eukaryota, Metazoa, Chordata, Actinopteri, Cypriniformes, Catostomidae. The record is from RefSeq and is a predicted model, not a curated record.